AUGAACCUAUGUACGAAUCUGCGGACGUUUACCUGCACUCCCAACAUUUUGCCAGCCCUCCUACUACCUCUCAAGCAACACGCGAAUCUCCAAGGCGUCCGGAUCAACGCCACUCUUACUGUGCAACAAGCGAAUAUCUUGACAUCGCUCACGAAACUCAAGAGCUUAGCCCUAGACGCGUGCUCUUGGAAUAUGGUAGACGCGUUACCUGACUGGACGCGUCGAAUGAGUUCGAAUUUGACUACAUUGACCCUACACGGGAUCCAAGACCUCAACGAACCGAUACUAAGCGACAUGCUUCCAAACCUACCCAACCUGACCGGCCUCUACAUUGUAGGGUGUGCGAAGAUGGAACAUGGAAUGAUACUGCAGGCAACACGACACACUCCGAAGCUUGAGAAUCUUGCUCUCACUGCUUGGGAUUCCGCAGCAUUGCCUGCAGUACUCGCUGACUUGCCCCACCUGCGCCAUCUCGCCCUCGACACGCAUAUAGCCCCCAUAGUCAACGGUUUGCCCAAUACGAACUCCCCUUCGCUAUGGCCAGCGAUGAUCGCGCUGACGAAAGCCUGGGGAUGUCCCCUCGCGUCCAUCACGCUGCGCCUCUCCGACAAGGUCUCUCUCUCGCACUCAUUCGUUGUGGAGCUGCUUAACGCGCACGGUACGACGCUCGAGCACGUCGCGCUGAUCAACGUCGAACCCGCGUGGGAAAGCGUGCGCGCAAUCGCGAUGAAGGCGAAGCGGCUGGACAGGCUAAAGAUGCAUAUCCCGAUCAAGGAUGUCGUGAUAUUCUCCACUGUUCUCGGCCGCAGCAAGACGCUGCAGACUAUUACGGACAUCGGCGAUGCGCACACGACGCAUGGCUCGCAGGCGGCGUUCCUGACGCGUGACAGGGUACGGGCAAUGAUGAGCGAAGUGUCGAACUUAAAGAAGCUUGUUACCUCCGACCGUAUCUGGACAGUGCGUGUCUCUACGCCCCUUCUCGUUGAUGAUGUUGACACAGCGUCUCAGUGCACGAAGAGAGGCGACUGGCAGAAGCGAACGCUGCACAUCAAACUCGAAAAACGCAAGACCUCGUGCUCGAAUUAUUGGUUUCACUCACAAUAG
Molecule: messenger RNA, 1104 nt
Organism: Phanerochaete carnosa HHB-10118-sp
Lineage: Eukaryota; Fungi; Basidiomycota; Agaricomycetes; Polyporales; Phanerochaetaceae
Exons: 4
Coding region: 1-1104 (367 amino acids)
Source: RefSeq, a predicted model, not a curated record